This is a messenger RNA of Lolium rigidum, 1863 nucleotides long. Its product is annotated as cytokinin dehydrogenase 2-like. Gene Ontology annotation, molecular function: cytokinin dehydrogenase activity; FAD binding. NCBI's taxonomy places the organism in Eukaryota, Viridiplantae, Streptophyta, Magnoliopsida, Poales, Poaceae. The record is from RefSeq and is a predicted model, not a curated record. Gene Ontology annotation, biological process: cytokinin metabolic process. The transcript has 3 exons. Bases 14 to 1699 code for a protein of 561 amino acids.
CCAAGACACUCACAUGGUUGCCAUACACAGAGCGAGAGAGAUGAUCAUAGCUGUUCUCUUCGUUCUCAACUGUGUCCUCAGUACCAUACGAGCUGAUCCAUCAGCUUAUGGUGAUCAUGCGCUCGCGUGGAGGCCGGUCUCCUCCCUCCCCGACGAGCUCCGCGACCUCGGCGUCCGCGCGUUGAUCCGCGACGACGCAGAUGCCACCGCGCGCGCGUCCGCCGACUUCGGCAACAUGUCAGUGGACGUGGGCGUGCCGGCGGCCGUGCUCUACCCGUCGUGCCUCGACGACAUCGCCGCUCUGCUGCACGCGUCGAGCACUCGCCCCUCCCCGUUCCCGGUGUCCGCCCGUGGCUGCGGCCACUCGAUCCGCGGCCAGGCAUCCGCGGCCGGGGGCGUCGUAGUGAAUAUGCCGUCGCUCGGGCGCCUCGCCGGCAGCUCUGCUGCCCGCCUCUCCGUGUCUGUCGACGGCCGCUACAUCGACGCCGGCGGCGAACAGCUGUGGGUGGACGUGCUGAAUGCCUCCCUCGCGCACGGCCUCACUCCAAGGUCGUGGACCGACUACCUCCACCUCACCGUCGGCGGCACGCUCUCCAACGCCGGCAUCAGCGGCCAGGCCUUCCGCCACGGCCCCCAGAUAUCCAACGUCCAAGAACUCGACGUCAUCACCGGACUCGGCGAGAAGGUGACGUGCUCGAAGGAGAAGGACCGCGACCUGUUCGACGCCGUGCUGGGCGGGCUGGGGCAGUUCGGCGUCAUAACGCGGGCGCGCAUCCCGCUCGUGCCGGCGCCGGCGAGGGCUCGCUGGGUGCGGCUCUUGUACACGGACGCCGCGGCGCUCACCAAGGACCAGGAGCGGCUCAUCGACAUCGACGUCGAGAUCGGCACCGGCGCUGUGUCCGGGCUCAUGGACUACGUGGAAGGGUCGGUGCUCGCGGAUCAGGGCCUCGCCGGGAGCUGGCGCUCGUCCUUCUUCUCGGAGGCCGACGCCGCACGCGUCGCUGCGCUCGCCAAGGAGGCAGGCGGCGUCCUGUACUGCCUCGAGGGAGCGCUGUACUACGGCGGCGCAGCCGGCAGCAGCGAGCGCGACGUUGAUAAGAAGCUGGAUGUGCUGCUGCGGGAGUUGCGGUAUGAGCGGGGCUUCGGGUUCGUGCAGGACGUGUCGUACGUGGGGUUCCUGGACCGAGUGCGCGACGGUGAGCUCAAGCUCCGCGCCACCGGUUUGUGGGAAGUGCCGCAUCCCUGGCUCAACCUCUUCCUCCCGCGCUCUCACGUCCUCGACUUCGCCGCUGGCGUCUUCCACGGCAUCCUCCGCCGAGGUACCACCGGCGCCUCGGGCCCCGUCCUCAUCUACCCCAUGAACCGUAACAGGUGGGACGGCGAGGCAUCGGUGGUGUUCCCGGAGGAGGAGGAGGUGUUCUACACGGUGGGGAUCCUGCGGUCGUCGGUGCCGGCGUCGUCGGACGGCGGCCAGCUGGAGAGGCUCCUGGAGGAGCAGAACGAGGAGAUCAUGCGAUUCUGCGAGGAUGCCGGGAUGGCGUGUGUGCAGUACCUACCGUACUACGCCGGUCGGUCCGGCUGGGAGAAGAAGCACUUCGGACCAAACAAGUGGGCCAGGUUCGUGGAGAGGAAGCGCAAGUAUGAUCCCAAGGCGAUCUUGUCCCGUGGACAGAGAAUUUUCACAUCCCCACUGGCUUGAUCGAUUGAUCGAUGCCGACGUAUAGCUAGACGCCGAGGGAUUCUCAUGCAUGUCAUCAUGAUAUGUCCUGCGUGCAUGCAUGGUCCCGGCCGGAGCAUCGAUAGAUACGUAUCAAUCAUCGUACACAUAUAUAUCAUGGCAAGGGAAACGAUGUUAAAUUAAGG